Molecule: messenger RNA, 1127 nt
Organism: Bactrocera dorsalis (oriental fruit fly)
Lineage: Eukaryota; Metazoa; Arthropoda; Insecta; Diptera; Tephritidae
Gene: Cpr64Ad
Product: larval cuticle protein A3A
Exons: 2
Coding region: 117-869 (250 amino acids)
Cellular component (GO): extracellular matrix
Source: RefSeq, a predicted model, not a curated record
CGCGUGCGCUUCAUUUGGUAUUUUUUGAAGUAUAAAAAGCGUCGCGAUUUUGGAAAAAGUAUGUCAGUUUUGUUUUAAUCAACCGACAGUGAGAAUCUAAUCAGCUUAAGCACACAAUGAGUCCAUUCGUUUUUGCCGCUGUUCUAUCUACCUUGGCGCUCUCUGCCAACGCUGGUAUCAUUGCCGCACCUGCGCCUUUGGCGUACGCUGCUGCUCCAGCACCUCUGGCCUACGCCGCUGCACCAGCUGCCUACGCAUCUGGUCCCAUCUACGCUCGUUACGCCGCCCCCGCUCCAUUGGUUGCCGCCGCUCCAGCUCCAUUGGCUGCUGCCGCACCCAUUGUGAAACCAGUCGUUGCCAGAACUUAUGCCGCCGCACCAGCACCACUCCUUGCCCCAAGAGCUUUGGCUGCACCAAUUGCCGCUCCAUUGGCCGCCCCAGCACCACUUGUUGCCGCUCCAGCUCCCGUUGUUGCCGCCCCAGCGCCCGUAGUUGCCGCUAGAGCUUUGGCCGCACCAGUUGCCGCUCCAGUUGCUGUCGCCUCCGACAUUGUUGACCCACACCCACAAUACACCUACGCUUACAAUGUACAAGAUGCUUUGACCGGUGACUCCAAGACCCAAGAGGAGACCCGUGAUGGUGACAUCGUUCGUGGCUCAUACUCGCUCAUCGAACCCGAUGGUUCCCGUCGUAUUGUCAACUACUACGCUGAUCCCAUUAACGGUUUCAACGCUGUCGUCCAAAAGGAUGUGCCAGUCGCCGCUGUUGCUCCCGUCGUCGCCGCCAAGGCAGUCGCUGCCCCAGUUGUGGCCGCUCCAGUCGCACCCGUCGUUGCCGCCAAAACCCUUGCCGCUCCAAUUGUUGUCUAAACAAAAGGAAACCGCUUGGAAGAUUGACCAUUGACCCCGUAGAUAACCAACGUACCGACACACUCUUGUCCGAAAUGUCAGCUAUUUGUUGAGUUGCUUGCCUUGCUGGUGGACUUGGGAGCGCUGUGCGCGCCAAACUAUUGGUAGAACAAUGCAAUUCAACGGAGGACAUCCAUUUGUAAAUAAACUAGAAAAACUCAUUGUCUUUGUUGAAAACUUUCAUCGUUAAUAAAAAAACUGUUAAAACAAAAAUUUAAU